AUGAAAACUAAAAGUUUCUUGUUGUUUUCGACAACCGUUUUUGCUAUUAGUAUAUUUUUGAUAGUUUUCCACUCGCAGCCACCGCAGUCAUUUCAAAGUAUAGUUUCUCAAACCCAUCAACAUAUAAAAAACUUCCAGGCCUCUUUGCCCCAGGAGCAGCUACGGGAUGUCGAAGAGCGUCACCUGGUGCAAGAAGAGCGUUACCUCAGCCUUGUCGGGUUGGCUGGGCAUGUUGAGCUUUGGAAGAACACAACCGUACCUGUGCUUGUAACUCAUGCUCGCAAUGAUGAUCAUGCACUAGUUGUAGCCUUUAUAAGGGCAGCUCAGAAACUUCCAUACACCAUACUUGUCUACAAUCUUGGCCUCAAACCCUAUUCAUUAAAUGUGAUUUCCAACUACUGCAAUUCAUCAAAGUGUGUCGUGAUAGAUUUCGAUCUCACAGCAUUCCCUGCGCACGUCAACGACGAGAGCAUCACUGCCUUUCGACCGCUCGUCAUUCAGCACGCGCUGAGUCGCGUGGGCGGGGUGGUGUACUGCUCCGCGGCCAGUAGAUGGCGCGGGUCAGCGGCCGAGCUGGAGGCGACGUGGCGGGGUGCGGCGGCGUCGCUGGGCGUGGUGGCUUGGCCGCGGAGAGCCGCCGUCACCUCUCUCACGCACCCGCACAUGUUCACCUACUUCCACGCCGACGUCGACGACUUCCUCUUCGUGCAGAUGCUGGACACGUCGCGGCUCGUCUUGGCCGCCUGCGACCGCCUCGCGCCUCUCAUGCGGCCCUGGGUGCAGUGCGCACUCACCGCCGACUGCAUCAUGCCCGUCGGCGCUCAGUCGGAGGGCUGCCGUUUCGACAAGAAGCCGCAAUAUCGAUAUUCGGGGUGCCACGGACAGGACGCGUCGGCGCUGAGCAUCAUCCUGGGGCUCCGCAGCGGGUUCGAAGAGAGCGGCUACACGGGCUCAGCGGGCCGAUGGGGCCGCGCGUCCGCGCCGGCCGCCGAGAGGGCCUUCUCCGCCCAGAGGCCCCUCUCCGCCGGCCGCAACGGCUCCACCACCCCCCGCCCCGACGAACGCUCCGACCGCACGGACCGCUACGACAGCCGCUAG
Pieris macdunnoughi is the source of this 1098-nucleotide messenger RNA. The record is from the annotation of a GenBank genome assembly. NCBI's taxonomy places the organism in Eukaryota, Metazoa, Arthropoda, Insecta, Lepidoptera, Pieridae.